Trichoplusia ni (cabbage looper) is the source of this 3201-nucleotide messenger RNA. RefSeq lists its product as uncharacterized. Bases 1 to 3201 code for a protein of 1066 amino acids. Lineage: Eukaryota; Metazoa; Arthropoda; Insecta; Lepidoptera; Noctuidae. The record is from RefSeq and is a predicted model, not a curated record. Gene Ontology annotation, molecular function: catalytic activity; nucleic acid binding; zinc ion binding. The transcript is spliced from 4 exons.
AUGUCAAGACUGCCGCUGCAAAAUGCCGAAAAUAGGAAACUAACACUCCAAUACGCCCCUCAGAUUUCUAUUGACAACCAGCAAAUAAUAUCGCCUGGUGAAUUAGGCAAUGUAACGCAUAGAAAAAGAACAACUAACCCCAUCAAUGAUUCAACCUCUUCUGAUGAUCUUAGUUUACUGGGAGAUACACUCCACCCAGAUGAAAACAAGUCGACUAAAAUCACUAACACACAGUCAGAAAACUUACUGCAAAAUUUGAGUCAAGUCAUCAUAGCACGCCUAAAGGAGAACAACGAAGCAAUAAUAUCUGAACUACGAAGCACUAUACAAACAGAAAUUAACAAAGCUAUUGCCAAACUCACAGAAGAUUUUGAGCAAAAAACCAAUUACCUAUCAAAACAAAAUGAUCAAAGAAAACUGGAAUUGGAAAAAGUAGACACCAAAAUAGAAAAUCUAAUAAAAGAAAAUGAGAAACUCGAAAAAGAAAUAUCUGAAAUUAAAGCAAAAUCUGCUACCCCAGUUAUUAAAUGCACAGCAAGCAAUUCAAAGAAAAUAGUCCUAUACGGCUUGACAGAGUAUUCGAAAGAAUCGGAAGUAGAUUUGCAUGAUAGAGAUCAGUUAACCGUGGGGGGCGGCAAAAAGCCCGGGGAGGGAGCCCCGCCAAGUGCUCAGCCCACGACGGCCGGCUCUAAGGGUGAGAGCUGGGCGACAGUCGUGGGCCGCAAGAAGGCCCGCAAAGCCGCAAAGGCGGACUCAGCGGCAGCGCGCGCCCCAGGCCCUACGCCAAGGGCAAAGGUGGCUACGCAGCCUGCGCGACGGACUGCCAAAGGCGGUCGCAAAGGGCCGACGGUGCGUGCCCCGCGUUCCGAGGCCGUGACGCUGACGUUGCAGCCCGGGGCUGCGGAGCGCGGCGUUACGUACCAGUCGGUCAUUGCCGAGGCCAAGGCCAAGAUCAAAUUGUCAGAUCUUGGCCUCCAGUCCGUCACCGUCAGGCAGACCGUCACGGGUGCGCGGCUGUUCGAGGUGGCCGGUGCUGCGAGCGGCAGCGCCGAAAAGGCGGACGCUCUGGCCGCCAAGAUGAGGGAGGUCCUCAACCCCGAGGACGUCCGGGUCUCCAGACCGGUGAAAACCGCAGAGGUGCGGAUCACCGGUCUGGAUGAUUCCGUGACCCCCGAGGAAGUGGUGGCGGCCGUUGCCCGUAGCGGAGAGUGUCCGCCGGAUAGGGUGCGGGCCGGCGACAUACGCACCGACGCCACUGGACUCGGCGCAGUCUGGGUUCGGUGCCCCGUGGCGUCGGCGAAGAAGAUCGCCGUAGCUGGCGAAGUGAAGGUGGGCUGGGUUGCAGCGAGGGUAAAACUCCUGCAACCCCGGGCUUUGAGGUGCUUCCGGUGCCUGGAAAAGGGGCACGUCCGGGCAAAGUGCACCUCCGCAGCAGACCGCAGCGAUCUCUGCUAUCGCUGCGGUCAGCCCGGUCACAAGGCGGCCCAGUGUUCCGCCGCGCUAAACUGCUGCCUGUGUUCGGCCGCGGGGAAGCCGGCGGGACACAGAUUGGGCGGGGGAGCCUGUGGCAUGCCCACCAGCACUGCCAAAAAGGCAGGGAAGAGGAGCUCCAAGCCUGCCGGGGGCAACAUCAAUCACUCUGCCAGAGCUCAGGAUCUUCUACUCCAGACUAUGGCAGAGUGGUCGAUCGACGUGGCUGUGGUCGCCGAGCCGUACUUCGUCCCCGCCCGUGACAACUGGUUGGGGUGCGCUGACGGUUCGGUGGCCAUUAUUGGCGGGACUCUGAUCGACCCGUCCAGGGGCCGCGGCUGGGUUGCUGCGGUUUCGGACGGCAUCGCCGUCGUGGGGGCGUAUUUCUCCCCCAACAAGAGUCUUGCCGACUUCGAGGGUUUCCUUGUCGAGUUGGGCGCCGUCGUGAACCGCUACCACCCUCGUCCCGUUCUGGUGCUCGGGGAUCUCAACGCCAAGUCAUCGGCGUGGGGAUCUCCGGUCACUGACUCUCGGGGCGAGGUGUUGGAAGAGUGGGCGGUGACGACCGGUCUGGUCAUCCUGAAUCGGGGUUCGGAAUACACGUGCGUGCGGCAGCGGGGCGGGUCGAUUGUGGACGUCUCGUUCGCAAGCCCCUCUGUCGCCGGCCGAGUCCGCGACUGGCGUGUCGCCGUGGAGGUGGAGACGUUAUCGGACCAUCGUUAUAUCCGGUUCGACGUCUCCGCCCAGACCGCAAACGGCCGCCAUCCAACAACCCCGAUCAACGACGGCCCCCGAUGGGCGCUCAAGCGCAUCGACAGGGAACUACUCGAGGAAGCUGCCUUAGUCCAGUCCUGGAUCUGGGAGUCGGCGACGGACGGCCCCGUCGACGUCGAAGCGGUGGCGCUGUGGUUUCGCGGGGCGAUGACGCAGAUCUGCGACGCGUCCAUGCCCCGUGUAAGCCAACGGUCCGCAAGGCGCCGGGUGUACUGGUGGACCGACGAGAUCGCGCGGCUGCGCGUUGAGUGCGUCGCAGCUCGCCGCCGGUACACUCGAUACCGGAGACGACGUCGACGGGAUCCCGUCGAGGAGGGCGCGCUGUAUGAGGUGUACCGCGCGUCCAAGGAGACUCUGUGGCUGGCCAUCGGCGACUCGAAGUCGCGUGCCAGGGAGGAGCUGCUGGGGUCCCUGGACCGGGAUCCGUGGGGGCGCCCCUACCGUUGGGGCAUGCAGCCCCAGUUGCUAGAGGCGGUGGUGUCGGCCCUCUUCCCUGAGCGGACGGGACACGUUCCCCCGGCGAUGGCUUCGCCCUCAGCCACGGACUCUCCUGAUGAGGAGAGCACCGAUGUCCCCGAGGUGACGCAAGAAGAGACGAGAGCAGCCGUGUCGCGACUCCGGGCGAAGAACACGGCGCCCGGACCCGACGGAGUUCCCGGUCGUGCUCUCGUCCUAGCUCUGAAGGAGCUAGAGCCCCAGCUGAGGGGGCUCUUCACGGCAUGCCUCGAGCGGGGGUCAGUUUCCCAGUUUGUGGAAGGAGGGGAGGCUGGUCCUGCUCAAAAAGGAGGGGCGCCCCGCGGACUCGCCGUCCGCAUACCGGCCCAUAGUGCUGCUAGACGAGGCGGGCAAACUGUUCGAGCGAAUCAUCGCAGAUCGCCUCGUCAGCCACUUGUGCAAAGAGGGGCCGGACCUGGACGACAACCAGUUUGGUUUUCGUCGGGGGCGCUCCCACCAUAG